Molecule: messenger RNA, 2032 nt
Organism: Paralichthys olivaceus (Japanese flounder)
Lineage: Eukaryota; Metazoa; Chordata; Actinopteri; Pleuronectiformes; Paralichthyidae
Gene: pck1
Product: phosphoenolpyruvate carboxykinase 1 (soluble)
Biological process (GO): cellular response to insulin stimulus; cellular response to glucose stimulus; propionate catabolic process
Cellular component (GO): cytosol
Molecular function (GO): manganese ion binding; GTP binding; phosphoenolpyruvate carboxykinase (GTP) activity
Source: RefSeq, a predicted model, not a curated record
CCGAGAGAGGAACAGACCUCAGCUCUCUCCUGAAAGCAGCCGACAGACCCCUCAGCUGAUGAGGCCAAGCUAAAGGCUUCCUGCUCCGCAACCAACUCCUGAAGGCUCGUCCGCUCCUCCUAUUCCUCUCUCAUCUCCUUCUCUCUGUCCAUUGGCCCGCUCGCUCGCUCUCUCCAGUCCAGACCACCUCCGACAUGCCUCCUCAGCUCCAGUCCCAGAACCAGAGCGGACCCAGGGUCCUGCAGGGCGACCUCAGCGCCCUCAGCUCGACCGUCAGGGAGUUCGUGGACGCCAACGUGACCCUGUGCCAGCCCGACUCCAUCCACAUCUGCGACGGCUCGGACGAGGAGAACCGUGCCAUCCUGACCCAGCUGGAGGAGCAGGGGAUGAUCAAGAAGCUCAGCAAAUAUGAAAACUGCUGGUUGGCCAGGACCGACCCAAGGGACGUGGCUCGCGUGGAGAGCAAGACGGUGAUCGUGACCAGGGACCAGAAGGACACGGUGCCCACGCCGCUGGGAGGGGGAGUCAGCCAGCUGGGACGCUGGAUGUCCCCGGAAGAGUUCGACAAGGCCAUGGCUCAGCGGUUCCCCGGCUGCAUGAAAGGCCGCAUCAUGUAUGUGAUCCCCUUCAGCAUGGGUCCGGUGGGUUCCCCCCUCUCUAAGAUUGGCGUGGAGCUGACGGACUCUCCCUACGUGGUCGCCAGCAUGAGGGUGAUGACCCGCAUGGGGAAGGCCGUGCUGUCGGCUCUGGGAAACGGCGACUUUGUCCGCUGUUUGCACUCCGUCGGCUGUCCUCUGCCGCUCAAAGAGCCCCUGGUGAACAACUGGCCCUGUAACCCUGAGGAGACGUUAAUCGCUCACAUCCCCGACCGCAGGCAGAUCGUUUCCUUUGGCAGUGGUUACGGAGGAAAUUCGCUGCUGGGAAAGAAAUGCUUCGCCCUUCGCAUCGCCUCACGCAUCGCCAAGGAGGAGGGGUGGCUGGCUGAGCACAUGCUGAUCCUGGGCAUCACCAACCCUGCUGGAGAGAAGAAGUACAUGGCCGCAGCCUUCCCCAGCGCCUGCGGGAAAACAAACCUGGCCAUGCUCUGCCCCACGCUGCCGGGCUGGAAGGUCGAGUGUGUGGGAGACGACAUCGCCUGGAUGAAGUUUGAUGAUGAAGGCAACCUACGUGCCAUCAACCCAGAGAAUGGCUUUUUCGGCGUUGCCCCAGGAACCUCGGCCAAAACCAAUCCCAACGCAAUGGCGACCAUUGUCAAGAAUACCGUCUUCACAAAUGUUGCCGAGACCAGCGAUGGCGGUGUUUACUGGGAGGGGAUGGACCAAGCGCUGCCUGACGAAGUCACCAUCACGUCCUGGAAGAACAAGCCCUGGAGCUCAGAAGAUGGUGAACCCUGUGCUCAUCCCAACUCUCGUUUCUGCACUCCGGCCGGUCAGUGCCCGAUCAUUGAUCCGCAGUGGGAAUCCCCAGAGGGAGUCCCCAUCGAGGCCAUCAUUUUUGGAGGGCGCAGACCAGAGGGCGUCCCUCUGGUGUACGAGGCCUUCAGCUGGCAGCACGGAGUGUUUGUUGGAGCGGCCAUGAGAUCGGAGGCCACUGCUGCAGCUGAACACAGAGGAAAGGUAAUCAUGAACGACCCAUUCGCUAUGCGCCCCUUCUUCGGCUACAACUUUGGACAGUACCUCUCUCAUUGGCUGAGCAUGGCUGAGCGUCCCGGUGCCAAGCUCCCCAAGAUUUUCCAUGUCAACUGGUUCCGCAAGAGCCCGACCGCCGGCUUCCUCUGGCCCGGUUUUGGCGACAACAUCCGCGUUCUGGACUGGAUGUUCAGGAGGGUGAACGGCGAGGCCGGCGCCACGCUCUCCGCCGUGGGCCACCUGCCUUGCCACGGCUCCCUGAACCUCCAGGGUCUGCAGGGCGAUGUGGACCUGGAUGAGCUGUUCUCCCUGGAUCAGGAGUUCUGGCAGAGGGAGGUGGAAGAGGUGAGGAAGUACUUCACCACGGAGGUGAAUGACGACCUGCCCAACGAGAUCACACAUCA